AUGCAGUCACAGAUCGCUCCAUACACGAACUGGAGCUCGGAGCAGUUCAUAGCCCGCAUUUCCGACCUCGAGUCGCAAUUGAAGUCGCAAAAUAUACAGGAAGCUCCUCCGCAAGCUGAGCAGCGACGAAGACGCAAACCAAACCAGUUCGACCCCUCGCGGUACAAUACCCGCUUCAUCGCCCUCAAAUUGGCCUAUCUGGGCCGCCAUUUGAACGGCUACGAGGCGCCGGGAGAUACGAUCCCACCAGCUCCUACAGUGGAGGAGGAGCUAUGGAAAGCAUUGAUGAAAACACGCUUGAUCUUUCCUAGGAUUAAGCGGAAGGGCAGGAAAACAAGAGAUAUCUAUUGGGAAGGGUGCGACUAUUCAAAAUGCGGCCGGACGGACAAGGGCGUGAGCUCAUUUGGACAAGUGAUUGGAAUUCGCGUGAGGAGUAAUAAACCUCUGCCAAAGACGUCACAACCGCAGAACAACACCGCGUCUAAAACUAGUGAUAUGGAUGCCGCCGAAGCGUCGGAACGCACCGUCGAAGGGAUAGCAGACCCAGUUGAUGUCGAGGAAGAAGAGACGCCGUUUGAUCCGAUCAAGGAUGAGAUUCCUUAUAUCCACUUGUUAAACCAACUCCUUCCCCCCGAGAUCCGCAUCCUCGCCUGGUGCCCCUCUCCCCCCCCAGGAUUUUCCGCCCGAUUCUCGUGCCGAGAGCGGCGGUACAAAUAUUUCUUCACCCAACCCGCAUAUCUUCCUAUCCCGGGCGCCCAAGGUUCCCGUGCCGGCGAAAACGGGGGGAGUUGGUUGGACAUCGACAAAAUGAAAGAAGCGGCGAGCUAUUUUCUCGGGAAUCAUGACUUCCGAAACUUCGCCAAGAUGGACGCGACCCGCCAGUUGACGAAUUUCGAGCGCGUCAUCUUCCAUACUGACAUCGAGGAGAUCGCCUCCCUGGAUGAUCCGGCUUUCCUAAGCGCUGAAGCCGUGUCUGGUUCGGCUGGUUCGGAUGGCAAUUCAAGCCCGAAGCCGAAAGUAUACGCAUUUGUGGUUCAUGGCUCGGCGUUCUUGUACAACCAAGUCCGGCAUAUGGCUGCCAUUUUGUUCCUUGUGGGCCAGGGCCUGGAGAAGCCAACCAUCGUAAAGGAAUUGCUCGACGUCCGCAAAAAUCCCAGGAGGCCAAACUAUGAGAUAGCUUCGGACUCCCCCUUGGUUCUCUGGGAUUGCGUCUUCCCAGGCGAGAAUUCUGAAAAGCGGGAAGAUGCACUAGACUGGGUAUAUCCGGAUGAUCCAUCGAACGUGGCCAAGGCCAAAACCAGCGCCCACGGAGGGAAAUGGGGGCUCAACGGCCUAGUUGACGUGAUGUGGUCCACGUGGCGCUCGAGAAAGAUCGACGAGGUGCACGCCGCGCAAUUAAUGCAGGUCACGGCGAUGCGAGGGCGUGGUCUGGCUCCCCCCUCGGAGGAGGGACGAAAGUCUUCGCAGAAGAGAAGCAUAAAGGUAUUUGAUGGCGGGAACGUUACAAAACCCAGGGGAGUCUACACACCUGUGAUGAAGCUGGAGCUUCUUGAGACUCCUGAUGUCAUCAAUGCAAAGUGGGCUGCUAAGAAGGGAAUAACACCUCUAGAGCUCCCGAGAGAGGGUCCAUUGGGAGACUCCGAUGAAUGAGGCAAAGAGACAUGAUGUUCAAGACUUUGGAUUAUAUAAACAGGUUUUUGCUCCCCUCCAGACGGGCUCAAGGAUGCGCCUUUUUGGGAGCAGUUUCUUGAUUCCCUGUUGUCAGUUACAGUGCCAUACAGAUGUGCCUAGGUUGGACUUACUGGAAAGACUACCACGGCGUCUUCUUCAUCCUCGACUACAAUUGAAAGGUAGAAGCGCACUUCGAACCCUUUGAAUGCUUCGUGUAGAAAGAUAUCUUGAAUUGCCGUCGUAGGAAUAAAGCGAGAAGUUGGCGUAGUCAAAUA
Eremomyces bilateralis CBS 781.70 is the source of this 1946-nucleotide messenger RNA. Its product is annotated as pseudouridine synthase. Gene Ontology annotation, cellular component: nucleus; cytoplasm. The record is from RefSeq and is a predicted model, not a curated record. Gene Ontology annotation, molecular function: pseudouridine synthase activity; RNA binding. The transcript is spliced from 4 exons. NCBI's taxonomy places the organism in Eukaryota, Fungi, Ascomycota, Dothideomycetes, Eremomycetales, Eremomycetaceae. Gene Ontology annotation, biological process: mRNA pseudouridine synthesis; tRNA pseudouridine synthesis. The coding region runs from base 1 to 1650 and encodes 549 amino acids.